CAGAGCGGGGAUCUGGCCGCGGGUGGCGAGAGCGCUGCCGGCGCCGUGGGGGCCACGCCGGUGUUGGCCCCGACGGCGCCCCAGGGACCUGAGAACUCCGUCCCGGGCCGAUGUCCCAGGUGAGCGGCCAGCGCACCCCUCGCUGCGACACACCCCAUGGAGCCCCAAGCGCAGCCCCGGGCCCAGCCCAGACCCUACCCCUCCUACCUGGGCUGGAGAUAGUAACAGUAUCCACUCACCCCGAGGAGGCAGCGCCAGAGGAGGGCUCCCUGGAAGAAGCAGCAUCCCCCAUGCCCCAAGGCAAUGGCCCUGGAGUCCCCCUGGCCGUGGACAGCACUGACCUCGAUGUCCUCACAGAAGCUGUGACAUGCCAGCCGCAGGGGAACCCCUUGGGCUGCACCCCACUACUGCCGAAUGGCUCUGGCCACCCCUCAGAGCUGAGCGGCACCAGGCGGGCAGGGAAUGGUGCCCUGGGUGGCCCCAAGGCUCACCGGAAGCUGCAGACACACCCAUCUCUGGCCAGCCAGGGCAGCAAGAAGAGCAAAGGCAGCUCAAAGUCUGCCACCUCCCAGAUCCCCCUCCAGGCGCAGGAAGGUAAGUGCCCGCCCGUCCCCGGGAGGAGCCCCCACAGCUGGUUGCUCAGAGCAUGGUCCACACACCAUCAGCAGAAGCUCAGCCUCCCUCCAGACUGCCUGCGCUGGAACCCCACUGAGAAGUGCCUGCCCCCACCCCCCCAUCCCCGGGCCUCGGGCUCGCCCUGCACACCCGGGCGGGGCGGCCGUGAGCUUACUGCACCCCGCGCACUGGGCGCCCUGCGGUCCUGCGGUGCGGGUCUCCGUGCCCCUGCCCAGGCACCCACCCUCGCCCGCCCGCCCUCCCGCCGCCCCCCUGGGGCCCCUUCCGCCCCCGCCGCCCCCUGCCUCUGCUGCUGCUGCUGCGGCUCGGGCGAGUGCGCCGACUGCGACCUGCCCUGCGACCUGGACUGCGGCAUCCUGGACGCCUGCUGCGAGUCCGCCGACUGCCUGGAGAUCUGCAUGGAGUGCUGCGGGCUCUGCUUCUCCUCCUGACCUGCCGGGGUCCCGCAGCGCCACGCGAAGCUUGAGAAGCCCCUCCCCUCGGCCCUCUCCCACCCUCCCAGUGUCCUCUAGAACCCCAGGCCUGGAGAGAGGGGAGCACUCCGAGGGGCCACCUCAGCCUUGGGAGCUGGGCCCACGGCAGAGAAUCCUGUCCUCGCUGGGCUGUGGGGGACAGACCGCACCGAGGACCUGGCAGGGUGGGGGCAGCCCGGGGCCAGCUGCCAGGGCUACAGAACACUGUGAAAGUCAGGGGAGGGGCAGGGCCGUGGGGGGCAGGCUGGUGGGCGUGCCUCUCUCUCUCUCCCGCUCCAGAUGCCGCUUCCCCCCUGCCCAGCUUACCAGAGGGCAAAAUGUGAAAAGAGACACCCACCCCGCCCUGGGCUGCCGGGCCCUCCCCAACCUCCUUUCCCAGGCUCUGGUGGGGGCCUAACCCGUGCAGUGACCGGGUGUAGGGUUGGGGCGGGGUGGGAGGUGGUACAGUAUGGAAAAGACUGGAAGGGGCAGGGCGGGAAUGGAGGGA
Tupaia belangeri chinensis (Chinese tree shrew) is the source of this 1596-nucleotide messenger RNA. It is a transcript of the gene MDFI, whose product is annotated as MyoD family inhibitor. The record is from RefSeq and is a predicted model, not a curated record. The coding region runs from base 111 to 1067 and encodes 318 amino acids. Gene Ontology annotation, cellular component: nucleus. Lineage: Eukaryota; Metazoa; Chordata; Mammalia; Scandentia; Tupaiidae. Gene Ontology annotation, molecular function: transcription factor binding. The transcript has 5 exons.